This is a messenger RNA of Drosophila elegans, 1719 nucleotides long. RefSeq names its product integral membrane protein 2B. The coding region runs from base 119 to 1078 and encodes 319 amino acids. Gene Ontology annotation, cellular component: extracellular exosome; plasma membrane; Golgi apparatus. The transcript has 3 exons. Lineage: Eukaryota; Metazoa; Arthropoda; Insecta; Diptera; Drosophilidae. Gene Ontology annotation, biological process: negative regulation of amyloid precursor protein biosynthetic process. The record is from RefSeq and is a predicted model, not a curated record. Gene Ontology annotation, molecular function: amyloid-beta binding.
GUCACACUGUCUGGAUCGAGAUUUCAACUCGUCAACAAUUGCGCACUAAAUUUUCAGUAAAAACAAACAGAGACGAACGUUCCGAGGCAUUGAAAACUAGUUUAAAUACAGAGCAGCCAUGACAAUUUUGGGCAAAUUGCGGGGGGAGAUCACGGACCAGGAGAAGGUGCCACUGCCGAUGAACCUCAACGAUGAGACGCUGAUGCAUCAUGGCUCCCUAAUCGCACCCAAGGUGGCUUACAGCGACAAUGAAGCCGAUGCGGAAUCGAUGGUCUUCAAUAGGCCCCAGCACCAUUGCCUCAAGUCCUUUCUGCUGUUCCUGAUCGCCGUGGUCGUGAUGCUCCUGGGUGUGUUGGGCGGAUGGACCCUAUAUCGCGUAUACGCCCCAUCGCACGGAAGCAUGAGGUACCACGCCCUGUGCGAGAUUCCCUAUCCAGAGGACUCGAUGGAAAUGGCGCGUGUGUAUCCACGCUCCGAUGGACCCUUCGCCUUGAACUGGCGCUCCCUGCUGCCCGACUUUGGACCCCCGAUGACAAACAGUGAAUCCCUCGAUGACAACUACUUCCGCGAGGACAUCGAGCUGGAUGGCGAUAGCGAUGAGGAGGGAUACGCCCGUGUGGACGUGCCCGACUUCAAGGAUGGACGGCGAGGUCGUUUCAUGCACGACUUCAAGGAGAAUCAGUCGGCCAUUAUCGACACCACCACUGGCAGGUGCUUCAUCAUGCCCUUGGAUCGGGAUACCACUCUGCCGCCCACCAGCUUUGUGGAUCUCAUGAAGAAGAUGAGCACUGGCUACUACAACAUCGAUACGGAGCGCGUUCGGCGCCAGAUGCGCGUGGUGACGCCCCGCAUCACCGAUCUCUCGCUCAUCUCGGAGCGAAUUGCCAACGAGUGCUACGACAUGAAGGUCUACAUGAUGGAGAAGUUCGUCUCGGGCAUUUCGAAGAGAUCGGCUGAUCCUCUGCCUGAUUCCGGCAAGUACGCCGAGUUCAUGGGCAAGGGAGUCAUCGAGUACGAUUUGGCCAAUAUUGCCGAAGUGGAGGCCUAUGAGGCAAAUGAGGCUAACCAACGGGCCUGAGCAUCCAGAGAGGAGGAUCUUUUAAGCUACAACACCCCAUAUUGAAUACACAACCUAAAGAAAUUAUUACUUAGAAUCGAUUUAUACAUAUAGCGAAGAGAAGCGAUGAGAUCUGUUCGAAGCCAUGCCUAGAAGUGGUCUAGAUCUGGUUUAACACUGGUUAGCAGGACACGUGCACCCCACUCCGGGUGGAUAUAUAUCAUCAUUGGCCAAGUUAAGCGAAUCAUGGACGACGACCCUAGUAAAGAAGCGUAACGAAAAUGUACCUAGAACGCAAUCAAAGCGAUCGACGAAAUUGUGACAAAUACGAGCAAUGUAUUAGCCUCGGGUGCGGAAUUAAAAUUGAGAAGAGAUUGGAUCAGAUUAGAGAUUGCUACAACACACACACACUCACACAGACACACUGCGGCAUUCCAAGUACAUAUUUUAUAUAUAUGCUCUUAAACUAUUCUAACAAUUAAUGUAUAGAACGGAUUCAGAUCGAAGCUAUUUACAUGGAAAAACCAAAACCAAAAACCCAACCAGGAAAAACCGAAAGAGGAACGGAAACUAUCAGCAUGCGUCGAGUGGGAGAGAAACAAAUUAAUCUAAAUGUUCUUUAAAACUACUUAAAUGUAUUAAACGCGAAUUUGUGAUCUUUA